Pundamilia nyererei is the source of this 4692-nucleotide messenger RNA. RefSeq names its product dual-specificity tyrosine-(Y)-phosphorylation regulated kinase 2 (gene dyrk2). The record is from RefSeq and is a predicted model, not a curated record. Gene Ontology annotation, biological process: peptidyl-threonine phosphorylation; peptidyl-serine phosphorylation. Gene Ontology annotation, molecular function: protein serine/threonine kinase activity; ATP binding; protein serine/threonine/tyrosine kinase activity. Gene Ontology annotation, cellular component: nucleus; cytoskeleton; cytoplasm. NCBI's taxonomy places the organism in Eukaryota, Metazoa, Chordata, Actinopteri, Cichliformes, Cichlidae. The coding region runs from base 849 to 2453 and encodes 534 amino acids. The transcript is spliced from 8 exons.
UUUGUAUCCGACAGAAGGCACCUGAGCCGGGCCACGGUUGAGGAGAUGCCCCAGUGUUUCUCUGGCUGUCUUUAACGGCAGGUAGUGAGUGAGACACGGAGGAGCAGAGCGGGGAGGGCUGGGGGCUGUGCUAGCUAAGUGGCUCCAGUACGAGCAGCCCUCCAGGCUCGCCUUUUUCGGUCUCUGCUCUUUAAAUUAAGCAUAAAAGCUGGGAGCUAGCUGGGCUGACAGCGGGAGAAGUGAAGGAAGGAAAAUCAGCUCUGUCCGUCAGGUUAAUUUUUAGCAAACAGAUGAGAAGUGACAGCAGCAGUAGCUUUUCCCACAUUCUCUCCUUGCUCGGUUAUUCCUUCUCCUGCUCUCCGUCAAGCUGCCUUUGUCACCGUGCUACUCCUCGGUGUCCUGGCUCUCCUGGUGCCCUGUGUGUGAUGUUAGCUUUGCUGGUUUCUGUGUGUUUUGCGUGUUUUCCGUUGCCGGGUAAUUCUUGGCCUCCGGCUCCACGGACAGAAAUAAAUCUUCGGUCAGAGGUCAGUUGGUUUGCUCCACAUUAAAGGCAAAACGGGCGAGCCGGUCUACUCUCCCGGUCACAACGGCUCUCAGGCCACGUCGCCUGCCGCCCUGCCCCCACUUCGCAACAGUAACCACCAUCAUUUGACGGUGACAGUGUUGCUGCAGUUCUAGGAAGCCCUUAUUAUACAAAAGCUUUCAAAGAGCCGCCUGGUAAAACAAACGGAAGAAGAAAAAGACUAUGAACCCUGCACGCAGCAGGCUGUCAGGGAGCGAGGGGAGAGAGCAAGCCAUGCGCCGCCCUAAUUGGCUUUAUGUGAACGCAGGGAGGCUCUAAAGUUGCGAUGUCGGACGCCGUCCAGCUGUCAUCGCAGUCGCAGGGCCAUGUCACUCAGCUCUAUGAGGAGAACACCAACAAACGCCCGGUGCUGACCUCCCAGCCCAAUGGGCUGGCUCCAAUCAGCUCGUCCCGACCUGGCUUGCCGCUGCCAGACCGGCAGACCUCGACGUCAGAGCCUGCCCACCACCACCGCCAGAGCAGCGCAGCCUCCAACAAGUCGACGGACAGCAAGCCGAAGGUCAACCCCAUGACCCCGGAGCAGGCCAUGAAGCAGUUCAUGUCCAAAAUUUCGUCAUUCGAGCAACACGAGAUGUUCAGCUAUCCCGAGGUGUAUUUUGUUGGCCAGAAUGCCAAGAAGAGGCAGGGGGUCCUCGGUGGAGCCAACAACGGGGGCUAUGACGAUGAUCAGGGGUCUUACAUCCAUGUACCACAUGACCACAUCGCAUAUCGCUAUGAAGUCUUGAAGGUCAUCGGCAAGGGCAGCUUUGGACAGGUGGUGAAGGCCUUUGACCACAAGACUCAGACACAUGUGGCUCUGAAAAUGGUCCGCAACGAGAAGCGCUUCCACCGGCAGGCAGCGGAGGAGAUCCGCAUCCUGGAGCACCUGAAGAAGCAGGACAAGGAUUCGAGCAUGAACGUCAUUCACAUGCUGGAGAACUUCACCUUCCGAAACCACAUCUGCAUGACCUUCGAGCUCCUCAGCAUGAACCUGUACGAGCUCAUCAAGAAGAACAAGUUUCAGGGCUUCAGCCUCCCGCUGGUCAGGAAGUUUGCCCACUCCAUCCUACAGUGUCUGGAUGCACUGCACAAGAAUCGCAUCAUCCACUGCGAUCUCAAGCCCGAGAACAUUUUACUGAAGCAGCAGGGACGCAGCGGCAUCAAGGUCAUAGACUUUGGUUCCAGCUGUUAUGAACAUCAGAGGGUUUACACCUACAUCCAGUCCAGGUUCUACAGAGCACCAGAGGUUAUUCUGGGCUCCAGGUAUGGGAUGCCCAUCGACAUGUGGUCUCUGGGCUGUAUCCUUGCCGAACUGCUCACUGGUUACCCCCUGCUGCCGGGCGAAGAUGAAGCUGACCAGCUUGCCUGCAUCAUCGAACUCCUGGGAAUGCCCACUCAGAAGCUCCUUGACGGCUCCAAGAGAGCGAAAAACUUUGUGUCAUCAAAAGGCUACCCACGGUACUGCACCGUGACCACGCUACCCGAUGGCACCACAGUGCUGAACAGCGGGCGCUCGCGGCGGGGAAAAAUGCGCGGCCCCCCGGGCAGUAAGGACUGGAGCACGGCGCUGAAGGGCUGCGAUGACGUGCACUUCAUCGACUUCCUCAAACAGUGUCUAGAGUGGGACCCGGCACUCAGGAUCACGCCCAGUCAUGCGCUUCGGCACCCGUGGCUGAGGAGGCGGCUUCCAAAGCCUCCGUCAGGAACCACGGCUGGAGAAAAGACCUCAUCGUCCAAACGUGGCACGACCACUACUGAUGGCGCCAUCACCUCCAUCUCAAAGCUCACCACCACGUCAUCCUCCUCAAAAACCAGGACUAACUUAGCAGCUAUCACGGACGCCAACGGAAACAUCCAGCCGAGGACAGUGCUGCCCAAACUGGUCAGCUGAGAGUGAAUGCACCCCACUCGCUGCAGGGAGGAUGGCAAACCAGCCGAAUAAAAUGGUUUCGUCCAGUUUGACAAACGUCUGGUUUUUCAGCGUUGUUGGGGUGCAUUCAGAAUAAACACGGCAUGGAAAUGUGCGGAUUGGCUACUCCGCCGCACAAAACCCAGUUAGAUGAACUUGCUUGCGUUCAGGAAUGCCUCAAAUCCUCAGUUUUACAUUUUGAGCAGUGAGACACGAAGUAACCGCACAUUGUUUGGACCCGACUGCAGCGCCACUCAGACAAUCAGAACUCACUAUACCGCUCUGUAGCUCCAAACUCACAAACACAUCAACAACAUGGUGCUGACGGGGGAACAAGGCUGUUUUUAAAGCGUUUUUAGUACAGAAUCUUUUUAGCUGGUUUGCUUAAUCAAUUUAACAGCUUCAGUCUUACAAGGUUAUAUCCAAACACAGUGUAGGGCCUUAUGAAGGAGGUUUAUGAGGUUAACUGACAGUUAAGUUUGAUAUAUCCUUUUAAUUCUAAAGGUAUAGUUGUGCAGUGAUUAGCUUUCUAGUCUUUGUUUUAUGUCAGAGUGGGAAAAAAAGUUUGUUGGGUUUUAGUUAGGGGUAGAUUGGUGGUGUUUGUUAAAAGCCCAGCAGAACCCACUCCCUGCUAGGUAGCUAACUUUGUUAGUUAGCUUUUGUUUUACAGUGUAGCUAGCCUUUUUUUUACCGUGCUAGCAUAGUGCCUGUCAGCUGGCUAACUCCUAGCUGGCACUGUUUGUUGUUGGACAGCUACAUGUUUCUUAGCUGUCCCUUUGCUAGCUAUUUACCUUUUGACUGGCUAGCAGUUAGCUUAACAAAUUUUAAAUCUGUCAGCUAGCUAUAGCUGGCUCCACGUUUGCCUUUUUUGGCAGUCUGGCGGCUAGCCUUAGCCGGUUUUUAGCCAUAGCUCGUUAGCUCUUCACUGCCCAGCCUUACGAAGCACAGACAGAAUGAAAAAGAUUUUUAAUAUCUACACUUAGUUUUUUGAUGGGGAUAAAAUAAUGCCUGAAAAGAAGAAUGUUUGAAGUAAACAAGCACCAGUUUUUUCCUUUUGUAAUGAAUCAAAACUGAGCACUGAGGGCACAAAAUGGGGUUUGAGGGAGAGGAGCUGGUUUAAUAGUAACAUUAUAAACCUCACAGCAAAGAGCAUGGAUUAAAAAAAAAUACAUUUAAUGUUGUAAACCAAAGGGGACAGUGAAGAAUUUUCUUAAAUAGCCAUUUUAAAUAGUAUUUAAUAAUAAUUUGUCAUUGUAUAGAGAAAAUAAAAGAUGAUUGUUGACCGUUACGCGGUAGACGUAUCACCUAAGCCCAGAAAAAAAAGUUUAUCUAAAAUUAACUUGUACACAAAUCCUCAUGUGCAACAAAAUGAGUGUAAGCAACUUUGAUUUUCAAAGUACCAUAGGUUUACUAAGCUCCUCCAUUUGGUUUUUCUCAAAGUAUGGCGAGGUUGUUUUAAACCACAGCCUUUAGAGCCAUUUGGAGCAUGAUAUGUAGUGAAUACCCUUUUAAAAAGUAACAAAGAAUAGUUAAGGAGCAUCUACGUCAGAAUGGAUCGAGCAAUAACAUCUAAAGUUCAGCCUUUUCUUUUUUUUUUUUUCUUCUUUUUUUUUUUUAAACUUGCGGCAGUCAGUGAGCGAUUAAAGGUGAAUACCAAUGGGACCUAAGCAUAGUGAGCCACUGCAUCUGGCCCUGAAUGACGCAGUAAAAUUACAGAUUAAUUUAAUGAUUAUUGAUUAUAUAGAUCCAAAAAGAAGUACAUUUGCUGAUACACGGAUCAGAGUUAAUUAUUGAAAAAUUUAUAAUGGGACGGGAGAUGAUUUUUUAUUUAUUUGCGACACGUUAAUAUUUAUUAAUCUAAUCUAUGUAUUACGUGCAGUUUAUACUGUAUACUUGAAUGUGUGUGAGCUGGAUGUAUGUACUUGUGCGUGUAUGCGCGUGCGCAGUAUAAAGGGUCUUUUUGUUUGUUUGGGUUUUUUCUAAAGCUUGUUCCCUCAACCCUGCAUACUUUUACACACACACACACACACACACACACACACACACACAGCUGCAUCUGAACGCACUCUAAAACUUAGGAAGAUGACGACUAGGAGAAAAGCUGGCCCACAGUUGGCUGUGUGCACCAUCAGCCUGGUGAUGUAAUGUAGCACGCAGGAAGUGGACGAUGAUGCUCAGAAGGAACUCUUGUUUAAAAACAAACAAACAAAAAAAAAAAAAA